AUGAAUAUCUAUGGAACCUGGAACUCCUCAAUUCUGGAAGACAAAGACUUUGCACAGGAGCUGCUUCUACAUUUACAGGGGAUCGGGAAGUAUGUUAGAGCAAUGGAUAUAGUUGAAUAUCUCGAUCAAGCCAAGAUGAAGUCACGGUUAAAACUAACUAAAACAAUAUCCCUCUCGACAGCACAAUGCUGGAUGAACCAUGUUGGUUACAGGUGGUCGAAGACACCAACUGGUCAGUUUGUUGACGGACACAAGAGGGUUGAUGUGGUGGAAUAUCGACAGGCAGUGUUCCUCCCUGUUUGGGCCAAGCUGCUGUCUCACACACGAGUUUACACACCCAAUGGAAAUGAGGGUGCUGUGCCACAGUUAAGCACUCGUCGAGUCAUAAUCUGGAAUCACAAUGAGUCCACCUAUUAUGCAAACAACCGUAGAAAAAUUCGAUGGGUCCACAAAAGCGAAACUGCCAUACCGUAUGCCAAAGGAGAGGGUGCCUCAUUGAUGAUUGCAGAUAUG
Molecule: messenger RNA, 513 nt
Organism: Suillus paluster
Lineage: Eukaryota; Fungi; Basidiomycota; Agaricomycetes; Boletales; Suillaceae
Exons: 1
Source: RefSeq, a predicted model, not a curated record